Hordeum vulgare subsp. vulgare (domesticated barley) is the source of this 898-nucleotide messenger RNA. RefSeq names its product early nodulin-like protein 1. The coding region runs from base 95 to 769 and encodes 224 amino acids. NCBI's taxonomy places the organism in Eukaryota, Viridiplantae, Streptophyta, Magnoliopsida, Poales, Poaceae. Gene Ontology annotation, molecular function: electron transfer activity. The record is from RefSeq and is a predicted model, not a curated record. The transcript has 2 exons. Gene Ontology annotation, cellular component: plasma membrane.
AUAUCUAUCACUCCUAUCACUUCCCGAGCUCUUCGUUUGGCGGCGCUCAGCCGUAACCACAUACACGCCACGCUGAUCAACUGAGAUCAACACCAUGGCAGACUGCAAGAAGUGGCUUCUGCUCGUCGUGGGCCUCACGUCCAUAGUUUCUUCAUCGGAGGCGUACGUCUUCUACGCCGGGGGCCGCGACGGCUGGGUCGUCGACCCCGCCGAGAGCUACAACCACUGGGCCGAGCGCAACCGGUUUCAGAUCAACGACACCAUCGUGUUUGUGCGCGGCGAGGGCGAGGGCGAGGGCGCGGACUCGGUGCUGCUGGUGACCGAGCCGGACUUCGACGCGUGCAACACGCGCAACCCUGUCCGCCGUCUAGAGGACGCCGGGGGCCGCUCGGAGUUCCGGUUCGACCGGUCGGGUGCCUUCUUCUUCAUCAGCAGCGACGAGGACCGGUGCCAGAAGGGCAAGAAGUUGUACAUCGUCGUGAUGGCGGCUCGGCCCCGGGAGUCGGCGCUGGCACCGGCGCCCGGGUCCUCACCGCUUUGGGCAUCGUCGCCGGGGUCCUCACCGCUUUGGGCAUCGUCGCCGGGGUCCUCACCGCUUUGGGCAUCGUCGCCGGAGUACGCGGAGGCCCCGGGCAUGAGCCCUGGUGACGAGGGGAUGUCGCGCAGCGCGCUGCAGGCGCCACCGCCGACGGCGAGCGCGGCACGGUUGGAGUUGGACGUAAUAGCCGUCGGCGUUGUCGUCGGGGUUUUAGGCGCUCUGGUGCUCUGAGAUUAGGAUGCUGUGGGAAUCGGGCCGGACGUUCUGUUCUACUACUUCCGUGCUGUCAUAUAUGGUGUGGUAUGUGUGAUCCACUGCUGGUGUGUUGUUAUAUAGUUCAGUACAGAAUAAAAAGAAGUU